This is a messenger RNA of Suillus subalutaceus, 1890 nucleotides long. RefSeq lists its product as uncharacterized. The record is from RefSeq and is a predicted model, not a curated record. The transcript has 5 exons. Lineage: Eukaryota; Fungi; Basidiomycota; Agaricomycetes; Boletales; Suillaceae. Bases 1 to 1890 code for a protein of 629 amino acids.
AUGGCCCAGAGAUACCAUGUCUUUUCGUUGCCUCCCGAAUUGCUGGAGACCCUUACACCUCGGAAUCUAAUCAGUCGACCACCCCCGGAAGUCUCGACUCUCGUACAAACAGCUCCUCCAGUAUCAGACAACGCGAGAGCGUGUAACAUUUGUCUUGGAGCGACAUUUGCAGACGUAACUGAGCAACGAUCUCAUUUUCGAUCCGAUUGGCAUCGAUACAAUGUAAAGAUUCGCCUGAGGGGCGGCAGCCCUGUGACGGAGCCAGCCUUCGCGCAGCUUGUUGACGGGCUUGAAGAUUCCCUUUCAGGGUCUGCAUCAUCUGACGAGAGUUCUGAUGAUUCCGAUGCAGUCAAGGCCCUCGUCAGCAAAAUCAAGCCAACGUCGAGAUCGCCUUCGCCCAGCGAGGAGCGACAAACACCACUUACAGCGGUUUCUUGGUUUCAUUCGCCUCCAUCCACUCAAAUCGGGGUGUACAGAAUGCUAUUUCCAACGGAUACCCCUGCUCCGUCGUACUUGACGGAGCUGAAGAAAAUUCAAGAACGUGUGAAAGGUGGACGCAAGUGGGCUAUGUUUAUGGUUGCCGGAGGUCACUUUGCAGGCGCAAUAGUGGAAGUCAGUAGGCCUGCAGAAGACCAGGAUUCCACUGUCUCUGCAAAGGCGAAGAAGAAACCGCCAAAACCCAAGCCGCAGAUGUCAAUCUUGAAACAGAAGACAUUUCACCGUUACACUAGUAGUGCAGGUGCCAUGCUUCGUCGUUAUGGCGAGCAAGCUCUCCGAGAUGACAUUCGCAACCUUCUUCUUGACUGGGCUGAUGACAUUCAGGACUGCGAAAGAAUUUGGUUACGUGCUAGUGUCUCUAAUAGGCGGAUCUUCCUCGACUACGAAAAUUGCGUCAUCAACAAAGGAGACGAUCGUCUGAGGACCUUCCCCUUUCCAACGCGCCGACCCACUCAAUCUGAGCUUGUGCGAUGUCUCCUGGAGCUCACCCAAGUGAAGACAUCACACCUUACAGAGGAAGCGCUUCGAGCGCAGGACGAAGCGUUGCUUGCCUCCUUGCCCAAGCCCAAAGUUACACCUUCCACCGCGCCCGCUGCGGCGCCCGAAAAGGCAAAACCACAACGAUUGACUAAAGAGGAGGAAGCCUACCGCGAGAAGUGGUCUCGAUUACUAGAUAUGAUUAGCAAAGGUCGUUCAGAGCCUCUCAGAUCCUUCUGGGAGCGCGAAGGCGCUUCCCUCGGUGGCGUCGAUGCCCUAAUACCGGAAUGGACAGGGGAUAGGCGCGCAUCGUUGCUCCAGGUCGCUGUGCAAUCAGGCCAGGAAGAUGUUACACGCUGGCUACUGUACGAACUGCACGCCAAUCCAACUAUCAUCAUUCCGUCUUCAGACGUGUAUCAGGCAGACAAAGCCGCGAAUGAAUCUGACGCAUCGGACGCGCCUCCUCUACAAGGGGCAGGUUCGCGUCGUACUGCCUAUGACUUGGCCCGUACAAGAGCAGUCCGUGACGUCUUUCGCCAGUGCGCGGGAGAUCACCCUGACUGGUGGGACUGGUUUGGGGCGGCACGUGUCCCGAGCACCUUCAACAAGGAAAAGGAAGAAGCGAGGGACGAGAAGAAAAAACAAAGGAAGAAAGGCCUGAAAGAGAAAAUGCGGGAACGGGAGGCCAGAGAGAGAGAACGGGAGGGUAAACAGUCUGACGUCGAUGACGAACAGGUGGAGACAAAGCCGGAGCCUCGCUCUCAAGACCCUACCGCUUCCCGAAAACUCGGAGGUUCGUCCGGCGCAGCUGAUGGCGUUCUCGGUUUAACUGUUGAGUUGAGGGCAAAGGUGGAGCGGGAACGAAGAGCCCGUGCGGCUGAAGCACGGUUGAAAGUUCUUACUGGAGCGCGAUAG